UCAUUGUAACUGUGAUAUUCCAAAUAGAAGUUUGAAUGAGAACUGUACACAUAACCCCCAAGCUGUCAAAAAUCUUGCUUGUGCGUAUCUACGAGGAAGUUUAUUGUUAAAGUUGUAUUAAAUAGUUGUGGGAUUCUCAAAAAGAUAUUAAAAAUGACUUCCAGUAUGGGCAUAACGAUGACGCUAGCCAACAGCAUUAUUGGCGUUAGUGUCCUAGCAAUGCCUUUCUGUUUCAAACAGUGCGGAAUAAUUUUGUCAAUAGUUAUGCUUCUGCUAAGUAGUAUGCUGUCACGUUACGCUUGUCACUACCUCCUUAAAGCAGCAAUAAUGGCCAGGAGGAGGAACUUCGAAUUUUUAGCCUUCCACGCAUAUGGACCCACAGGAAAAUUUUUGGUUGAGCUCUGCAUUAUAGGUUUUCUGAUGGGCACAUGUAUUGCUUUCUUUGUGGUGGUUGGUGACUUGGGACCUGCAAUUGUUGCAAAGACACUAGGAGUUGAUGACUCAUCCAGACUGAGGUCCUCUGUUCUUGUUGGUCUGGCUCUCUUUGUGGUACUGCCUCUUGGACUGCUAAGAAACGUUGACAGUCUUUCAGCUAUUUCCAUGGCAACAAUUGGGUUUUAUGUAUGUUUGGUUUUGAAGGUUGUUGUUGAAGCACUGCCUCACUUAUUGGCUGGAGACUGGAUGGAGAAAGUCCAUCUCUGGCGGCCAUCUGGGAUCAUGCAGUGCAUUCCUAUAUUCUCCAUGGCACUGUCCUGCCAAACGCAACUAUUUGAAAUUUAUGAAUCUCUUUAUAAUGCUUCACUGGACCGCAUGAAUGAUGUUAUAAAGGCUGCCAUCAAUAUGUGCACCGGAGUAUACAUUUGUGUUGGCUUCUUUGGAUAUGUUGCAUUUUGUACCCAGAAUUUUACAGGUAACAUACUUAUGAGUUUUGCACCUACGACUUCAAGUGAGAUUUUCAAAUUGGGAUUUGUCCUGUCAGUGGCUGUAAGCUUCCCACUUGUCAUCUUCCCUUGCCGUGCCAGCCUCUACUCUUUACUGUUUCGCAGGGCCAUAGUAUACCAUGAGGGUGCUAGCAGUCAUAUUCCAGAAAAUCGAUUCAAAUGGAUCACAAUUUUUCUAGUCGGUGCGUCACUUGGUGUUGGACUUCUUAUCCCUAACAUAGAACUUGUGUUGGGACUUGUUGGAUCAACAAUAGGUGUUCUCAUCUGCGUGAUCUUUCCUGCUGCUGCCUUCAUCAGAGUUUCACCAAAGGCUUCCAGUGAAAGACUUGCAGCACAGGCAGUACUGUUUACAGGGGUGCUUAUUCUCUUCCUUGGUACCUAUGCUACAUUGUAUUCAGCAUCAGAGGCAGCUUCGACCAAGUUGGAUGUGCCACUGGAGUCAGGGAAACUUCUUCAUGAAGGACAAUCUGGAGUUAUCAAAAAUAAGCUUCUGGACAAAAAUAUUGCAGGUGAGGUGGCAGACACACUGGCAAAGGCACAGGCUGCUGUGGAUCUGGCAGCUGCUGUCAACAAUAAGAAACCUCCCGAGGAGCUGGUGGUUCCAGAUGCGAAGCAGCCGGCUGUCGAGGCGGGACCUCCAGCAGCUGAUGUGCGCCGGGAGCUGCCAGUGCCCGGAGCCCGCCAGGAGCCUCCGGUGCCCGUCGAGCCACCUGCUGCACCGGCAGAGGUGCCGGUUGCCGCACCUCUGAAGGCAGUGACAGCUGGAGCGCCAAAAGAGGAAGCCGCGCCAGUGGCAGCUGUCCAUAUGGAUGUGGCACCAGCAGCAGCAGUUGAGGAACCGCCAAAGGCAGAAGCAGUAGCGGUAGCUGGAGACCCAGGACAGGGGCAGGUGCGGGCAGAAGCUGCAGUCAAGGUGCAGGAUAAACAUGAGGAAAGUCCACAGCGGCAGCGAGUGGCGGAGGACGCCAUCCGCAAGGAGGACAGCGAGCUGGCGGAGGGCGAAGGUAACUCUCCAAAAGAUCAAACCAAGAAUAUUACUGAAAAACUAAGUAAAAAGAGUAAGCUAUCUGCAGAUGAAACAAUUAAGGAAUCUAAUGCUCAGUCAAAUAUGGUGAAACCUGUAGAUGUUGGUGUGAAACGUACUUUGCAUGAAGUAGAAUUAAACAAUAAAGCUGCACAAUCCAUAGCAAACCCACUGCCAGCAGAAUCAGUGAAAAGCCCAAACCAGCAGGCUCUCAAUGUUGUUAAGCCCUCGCAAGCCAGUGCUAUAAAUGCAUCAAAACAGAUAGCAGCAGAAAGUGGAAUUGCACAGGCAGGAGCUGUCAAUCAAAACACAGCAAAUCAAAAAAGUCUAGAGACUAAAUCGAAAGUAGUUGUGGCAAAGGCACAGGGUGAAGGACAGAAACAGGGAAGCGCUGGAGCAGCGAAACGUAACGAGGAGGAGAAGUCACUCCAGAUUCCAAGUGCGCAUCCAGGGGGAGUGCAGGUGCCGUCUUUGGCAGACAUUGUGUACAGCAGGAAGGGGGUGCGACCUGUGCCUGCCGAUAGCGGCGUCCAGAAGAAUGCAGCAGAAGUUUCAUCAGGCACUGUACUUUUGGAUCGCUUGAAGGGCAAUGUUAAAUCAGGCAAAAAGGACAGUGCAGGAAAACAGACACAAGAAGAAGCUGGCUCACCACAAGAGCAAGUAGCAGAGGCACACGCUAGGGAGAAACGGGAGACGGAGGCAGCCGCUGAAGAAGGGAACUGCGACGUUGCAGAGAAAGCAGCCAGCUCUCAUCUUCAACAGUCAGGCGGCACAGUAUUGGCAGAAGCCAGUGUAAAGCAGCCAGAAAACAAUGGGUCUUCAAUGUAUCUGCCUCACAUUGCUCCAAACAAAAGGGACAAUUUUUCCACAUUACUUAGUGCGACAGAAAACAGUGCAAAGCCUGCAGUGGUGGAGGAUGUCUCUGUUCCGAAAGAUCCGUCCAGAGAAUCUGUUGUAAAAGAUAACAAGAUUUUGAGUAUAAAGUCACCAGAAAUGGAAGAGGAAGUAGUAAGGAAGGUAGCAGAUAACUCUAGUAAUCUUGUAUUCUCAAGUGAUAUGGUAACAAGAGAUUUUAAUUUGAGAUCUGUCUCAGAGUUGGGAAUCAGCAGUGUAACUGGGGCUCCCCAACACAUGAGGAGCUACACAGAUGUUGCGGUAGAAGCAGAGAAGGCCACGGGUGCUCCUUUUGAGAUAAAGGCCCCACAGCACCUGUCACCUCCCGAUGUCAGUCUUCCUCCGUCAAUUGUCGACUCGGAUGACCGUCUAUCAGCUGCCGGUGUUAAGCCACUGUCCCGCGAUCUGAAGUCUGCUAAAGAUGAUGAGGCAGAAGACAACACAUAA
Messenger RNA from Schistocerca cancellata (South American locust), 3306 nucleotides. RefSeq names its product putative sodium-coupled neutral amino acid transporter 10. Gene Ontology annotation, biological process: amino acid transmembrane transport. Gene Ontology annotation, molecular function: amino acid transmembrane transporter activity. The record is from RefSeq and is a predicted model, not a curated record. Lineage: Eukaryota; Metazoa; Arthropoda; Insecta; Orthoptera; Acrididae. Bases 154 to 3306 code for a protein of 1050 amino acids. The transcript is spliced from 13 exons.